AUGACAUAUAAUAUUGCAGUACUUGGGAUAAAUACAGACAAAUAUACCACAAUUGGUAAGUUCAAGACGACAACCUGCAAAGCAGCAAUAGAAGGUCCAAUAGUAGGAGUUAAACAAGUAAUACUUGGUUUAAUAAACAUUUCUAUUAGGCACGAAAUACAGCAGAUUAAGAUGGAGUCGAAUAGUAACAAGCAAGACAAAAACAUUACAAGGUCAGACCCAGAAUUAGGGACCAUAGAUACUGUUGUAGGGUUGGAAAAUCCUAUAGAUGAAUCCACACCCACAAAACAGGAGGAACGGGAAGUGAAACCAAAGGUAGUGAAAAGUGAACCCAAUGUAUCUGUGGAUACAAGUCACAAGGGAGAGGAUAUGGAAUUAACAAGUUUGUUAAAUAGUAUGAUGGCGCAAAUUCGAGAAGGGAAUGCUAGUUUGAAAGCAGAAAUGGCUAGUCAUAUAUCCCAACUGGAUGAAAACCUAUCUGGUAAAAUAAAAGCCAAUUUAGAUAUCUUGAAUACGCAAAGCCAACGUAUCACUGAGGUAAACAAAUCAGUAAAUAGCAUUAGGGCUGAAAUAACAAAUGUUCAGAGAAAAGUCACAGAAAUAGAGAAAAGAUUUGAUACCGAAAUUCAGAGAAUAGAGAAAUCAGUGGAACCUUUGGUUAGUGAAAAAUUAGAACCGAUAAUCGAAAGUAAAUUACAGGUGAUAGUACCAGUUGUAAAGAAAGAGAUUGUUAAAGAAACGGCAGCUGAUAUUGAAACACUGCGCAAUACCAUGUUGAGUUUUGAUGCAUGUGUGCAGGAGCAGGAAAAUACACUGCGUAAUGAGAUAAAAUUAUUAGGUCAGCAAGUUCAGAAUCAGAUGUUUCUUAACUGUAGUGGUAUCCCAUUGGUAAUGCAAAAAUCGGAAAUACUGAGGAUACAAACAGAGGAGAGAGAGCAGGGAGGAAUUAUUAAGGGAAAUGAAGUAGGAAAAGAAUAUCGGUCGGAUGUGAAGGCUCACGUGAAUGAAAUAAGUACCAUUCGAGGUCAGAGUGACGAAUUGAUGAUGGAAGAGUCAGAGAAGGCGUUGUUUGUUGGUAGGGAUGGCAACUGUGCAGAGAGGCAGGGGCAAGGUAGGAGUGAUGUGACUUAUGGUAAAAGGUUCGUACGAAUAGUCGACGAAUCGCAUCGAGAAGUAAUUAAAGAGGAAAGGCUGGAUAAGAAAAAGGGGCAUAGUGCAGAGACACAUGCCGAUUCAGAAAUUACCUCGUAUGCAGAAUAUGUACAUCAGCUCAAAAGCCAGCCAGCACAAUUAGAAAGAUCUUCCACUCAAGUGAUUAAUUUGGACCCGAAUAUGACAGUGUUAGAGAGCCAUACCGAUUAUAAUGUGUACCUAGUGACAGCAAGAGUACAUGACUGUGAUGAAGAUUCUUUCAAAGAAAUUAGAGAAAGUGUAUCUAACCAAGAGAAAGAGUGUUGUGAUCCCUGUAGUACUGAAGCAAAUGAGUUGAGUGAGACUGGAAUUCCAUUAGUAGGGGAAAAUAAUGAAAGUAAGAGUGGCGAAUGUACUAUCCAACAAAGGGAAAGUAGAGAAAUGGAUUAUAAUUUGCAAGAAUUAUUUGAAUCCGAAGAAGGUCAUAUUUCUAAGGGGGAGGAAUUAUCGUCAGAAUCAUCAGAAAGCAUCCAGGGAGAAAAAGAAGUAGAGGAAGUUUCCGAUUCCGCAACCGAGAGUUCAGGCAUGACAGAUUCGAAUGAGAACGAGAUGGCAUUAAAGAGCCUAGACGAAGGACUAUUGGAAAAAGUGGUGAAAGAAUUUAGGAUGAAAAGGAGAAAGAAACCUCCAGAUGGAAUGUAUUCUAAUGAAACUUCUAGUUUAAGUAGAGACUAA
This is a messenger RNA of Schistocerca americana (American grasshopper), 1866 nucleotides long. RefSeq lists its product as uncharacterized. The record is from RefSeq and is a predicted model, not a curated record. NCBI's taxonomy places the organism in Eukaryota, Metazoa, Arthropoda, Insecta, Orthoptera, Acrididae. Bases 1 to 1866 code for a protein of 621 amino acids. The transcript is spliced from 4 exons.